Messenger RNA from Fundulus heteroclitus (mummichog), 4891 nucleotides. It is a transcript of the gene dyrk3, whose product is annotated as dual specificity tyrosine phosphorylation regulated kinase 3. The transcript has 6 exons. The record is from RefSeq and is a predicted model, not a curated record. Gene Ontology annotation, cellular component: nucleus. Lineage: Eukaryota; Metazoa; Chordata; Actinopteri; Cyprinodontiformes; Fundulidae. Bases 870 to 2651 code for a protein of 593 amino acids. Gene Ontology annotation, molecular function: ATP binding; protein serine/threonine/tyrosine kinase activity; protein serine/threonine kinase activity. Gene Ontology annotation, biological process: positive regulation of cell cycle G2/M phase transition; peptidyl-serine phosphorylation; cytoplasmic stress granule disassembly.
CUCCUCCGGACUCGCUGAAGACGCCCUUAGCAACAACACACCGCUCGGUCAGAAUAAGAUACUCUCGCCACUCUCUGGACGGAAGAGCGCUGCCUUCAGCUGAAGAAGUCAUUUUUUUUUUAUAUAUGCAAAGAAGAGGACCCUCCGCUUUGCUUUCUGCUGCGGACAUGGAGCGUGUGUGCGGCUCGCCCGGUUAUUUGACCAGCCUGCCCUGAAGAAGAGCGAAAGCGGCACCGAGCUGUCCCGAACGAGGACGAAUCUCAGGGGGGAAGAGGGGGGGCUCAGCGAGUGGCGGCGUCGCUUUUUCUUUCCCUGCUAACCACCGAGUCAGCUAACUGGGACGGGAAUGCUGCUCUGGACCGACCCUUUGUCCUGUCAGAGAAAGGCGAGGGGUGCGAGGGCCGAGGCAGCCAGCUGUGAUAUUCGGACUCCGGCUGUUUUCAACGGAGGGAGCGGCUCCGGUCCGGACGGGUGUUUUUGUGGCUUGUCUGAGAGCUAGCUGGGCUGGCUAGCUGCGGCUAACGACCCCCCCCCCACUGCCCGUUAAAAGUCCCCCCAGGCUGCAGCCGAGGCUAAUGUUAGCCACAAGUAUAAAUACAGCGAUUAUAACAGAAAAAAGGGGAAUUGCUGUUAAAGCCACAAUAAAUAGAUAAAGUAAAAUCCUCAAAGAAAAAAAAAGAAGAGAAAAGUUAAACAAAAACUUCAGUGGGGUUUACUUUCCAACACUAAAAAAAGACUUUUAACGCUACAUUUUUUUAGUUGCUAUUAGCUUGCUAGGUGAUAACAGUGUGGACGUGUUUUGUUUUAUUUUUAUUUCACCUGUUUUUCCGCCCCCCUUUGGAUGCUGGGAUCAAGUUCUGAUCGCAACUAUGAUGAUAAUAAGCAGGAAACCCGAAGGCCCGAUAGCAACAGUACGUCACGGCGACGGCCUGUACGACUCCUACAUGAGGACAGACCACAUCCUAAAAGAGGAGGCGGACACGAACAGCCCCUCCGGCCUGCCCCCGAUGCCCAAACACGCGGUUGUCGGUAACAAGGUCGUGAUGAGGGAUCAGGUGAGAAGCGGCCAGCUGAAGGUCAAGUACCUGUAUGAAGACUCGAGCAACAACCGAAAGAUCAACGCUAUAACCACGGCGGUCAUCCAGAACACGGGGAGCAGCGGCCAGACGCCCACUAAAACUGCGGUCUCCACUCUGUCCAAGGAGCACAGCGUGGACAGCACGGAUUCGAGUAAGGGCUCGAGCGAAUCGUCUGGCUCCCAAGGAGCCGCAAACGGCGGCAAACUGUGCAGCGCGCUCAGCCCCGAGCAGGCUCUGAGGCUCUACCGGUCCCAGCUCACCGCCCUGGAGCACACGGAGAUCCACUCCUACCCAGACGUCUACUUUGUGGGACCCAACGCGAGGAAAAGGCCGGUCGUUGCCGGAGGAAACAACAACUGCGGCUACGACGACGAGCAGGGGGGUUACAUUCAUGUUCCCCAUGACCACCUGGCUUACCGAUACGAGUUCCUGAAGAUAAUCGGUAAGGGUAGCUUUGGACAGGUGGCCAAGGUUUACGACCACAAACUGCAGCAGCACCUGGCUCUGAAGAUGGUGCGCAACGAGAAGCGCUUCCACCGGCAGGCGCAGGAGGAGAUCCGCAUCCUGGAGCACCUGCGCAAACAGGACCGCAGCGGCGCCAUGAACGUGGUGCACAUGCUGGAGAACUUCACCUUCCGCAACCACAUCUGCAUGACCUUCGAGCUGCUGAGCAUGAACCUGUACGAGCUCAUCAAGCGCAACAAGUUCCAGGGCUUCAGCUUGCCGCUGGUCCGGAAGUUUGCGCACUCCAUCCUGCAGUGCCUGGAGGCGCUGCACAGGCACCGCAUCAUCCACUGUGACCUGAAGCCCGAGAACAUCCUGCUCAAGCAGCAGGGCCGCAGCGGCAUCAAGGUGAUCGACUUUGGCUCCAGCUGCUUCGAGCACCAGCGGGUCUACACCUACAUCCAGUCUCGCUUCUACCGCGCCCCGGAGGUGAUCCUGGGCUCGCGCUACGGCCUCCCCAUCGACAUGUGGAGCUUCGGCUGCAUCCUGGCGGAGCUGCUGACGGGCUACCCGCUGUUCCCCGGCGAGGACGAGGGCGACCAGCUGGCCUGCGUCAUGGAGCUGCUCGGCAUGCCGCCGCAGAAGUUGCUGGAUCAGGCCAAGAGGGCGAAGAACUUCAUCAAUUCCAAGGGCCACCCGCGCUACUGCGGCGUCAACACCCUGCCGACCGGCGCCACCGUGCUGAUGGGGUCCCGUUCGCGCCGCGGCAAGAUGAGAGGCCCCCCGGCGAGCAAGGACUGGAGCGCGGCGCUGAAAGGCUGCGAGGACCCCGCCUUUACUGACUUCAUCAAGAAGUGUCUGGACUGGGACCCCUCGUCCCGCCUCACGCCCAGCCAGGCCCUCAGGCACCCCUGGUUGUACCGCCGGCUUCCCAAGCCCCUCCCCGGGACAGAGAAGGGCCAGGGGGCCGCCGUGAAGCACCACGGCACCCCCCUGCCCUCCAUCGGGACCAGGGGGGGGCCCGGCCUGGGCACGGCCGCCCCCAGCAACAAACUCAAGGGCAACAUGAUCGGAGAUUCAGGGGAGGCCCUACCUCUUCGCACAGUCCUUCCUAAGCUUGUCUCGUAAUAAAAGGGGAGAGAGGACCCCCUCCUCCGCCACGUCCUCCCUCCAGCCACUCCUCAGGAGGAGCGAGAGACGGAGAGACGUGGUUUUAAAACCCGUUUGGUUCUUUUUAUUUGUUUUUUUUCUGCCGAGGUGUCGACACCCCCGGUUUCUGGUUUUAACGUUAGCGAAACAGCGAUGAAAAAAAAGAAAGAUUUACAUAGAGGUUUUUAUACAGAGGAUUCCCUUUUAACGGCUGUGAAUUGUUUUUUGGUUUACAGCCAGUUGAUGAGGUUUGAUUUUUAGACGCUUGUUAAAAAAAAAAAAAAAAGAAGACAACUUGUGAGUGGACAGGUUUUUGUUCGUUACAGAGAAAAUGUUUUUAAACCUCUGCUUGAUCAAACACACUCGAGUACACCUGCACUGUCACUUGGCUCGCUUCACGCAGGACACCGCCAUCUUGUUUUUUUUUUGUUUUGUUUGUUUUUGUUUUCAUUUACACGUGCAAAACUUGAAAAGGGCUAUAGAGAUUACUCCUAAUAGGGUAGAGUUAGCUGGGAAGAAUGGUGCCGAUGUAAGUGGAUGGAAAAGAGGAAUACGACCCAAAUGUAAAUCUACGCUCGUAGCAUAAACGUCUUUAAAAGAGACGAGACAGGACUGGCUUCAUCUGUAGUCAAUUAAUUACUAAAGAACCCAACACCGUGCAAAACUAUUCACCCCGCCAGGAGGUUUUCUCGCUUUGUCACGUUGCAACCUGAAUCCGCUUCAGGCUUCUCAGCAACCUCCGUCUGUCUUCAUGAUGGCGGGGUUUCUUUUUCCAGCGUUGCCCGUUAUUUAGGCUGGGGAAUGGUCGCCCGGCCAGAAUAGACCGAGCCGACCCGGAGCACUUCUGCCCCGUAUAUUUUGCUCCGUCCUUCUAACCAUAAACGCUGACUGGCCUUUUCUGUUCCGGCUGAACUCCAGCGUUCCCACACCAUGAUGGUCCCACCACCUCGUUUCCCCCCAUGGUGUGCCGGAUUCACGCCUCUAACGCAGUUCACUCACGAGCCGCUGUCUGAACAGGAUUGGCUUUAUUGGAGAAGUGGAUGCAAAAGGCUUUUAUUGAGGGGCGUCGCAGUAAAAUGGGGGGAUGUAGAAAACCCUGGAUUUGUGGUUGUAACGUGUCAGAGCGUCUUCGGCGUUCACUGAAUAGUUUUCCAGGGCUCCUUUUUCUUCCUGCCUGUCCUGUCGCCUUAAGGACGUCAGCCCAGAGUGUGACGUUUAUGGGGGGAGAACCCAUCUCCAGUGUCUCCUCCCAGCCUCGCCACGCCCGGUGGAGAGGAUGGCAGCAGGUGUCCCAGUCGGCGCUUUGCGGCUGGUUUUUACGAGAGGUCGCGGUGUGAGGCCGGCUCACGUAGCCCGGUUUAAAAAAAAAAUUAUGGAGGCAGAGCCGGAGCAGCGCGCACAGGAACGUGGGAUCCGCUCGGCCUGUGAUUGGCUGACGGGGCGAGGUGGGAAAUACUGCGAGGUGGCCUGAAGAGCCGUGUGUUUCAGAUGAGCCCAGAUGUAAAAAGGCAGGCCAGCGAUGAAGUCGGACUAUUAAGGUACUGGAGACGACGACGUGUUUCUCAGGGAGACAUACUUGAUGCAUCCUCGUCACUCACUGCGCUCCGCAUGCCGCGGUUCACCGCCGCAGCAGCGGGCCCAACGCGCACGCAGGGCGGUCCACAGAGAGACCUCAUUUAGGAUUUUCAGAGUGGAGGGCGGGCCGGGUGCCUGCGCGUCAACCUGACCUAGAUUGAAGCGGAUGACCCCCCCACCCCCUCUCCAGCUAUCUCCUCUCUCUGCGCUGUCUCCUGUAGGGCAGGGAACCUCUGUGACGCAGGCAGACGCUGCAGCUCGGUGCUGUCCGCACACAGAGCCCCGUCGGGUGCGUGUUGAUUGUGGACCACACUGUUUUAAAAAGAAAGACAAUUGUGUCUCUCAGCCCUCGUUUUUUUUAAGCGACUCUGUCAGGGAUUUGUACUACUCUGUUUAUUUUUAUUUUUUUUUUAGAAGUGGUUUCUAAUUGCUUUUCACAAGAGAUUAUCAAGAGGACGUGGAAGCCUGACGGCAGGAAGAGAGCCGCGGACGUGUCGUGCUUAGAGGCGUUUGUGGUGUUCAGCAUGAGAUCACAACCUGCUAUCAAGACUGAGUGACUAUGAGAUGAAAAGAGAAAUGUACAGUAACCAAAUGAAGUUGUGAUAGUUUCCUUUUCUACAAAAAAAAUAAAAUUGUUCAGUGAA